This is a messenger RNA of Larimichthys crocea (large yellow croaker), 6803 nucleotides long. RefSeq names its product calcium channel, voltage-dependent, L type, alpha 1D subunit, b (gene cacna1db). The record is from RefSeq and is a predicted model, not a curated record. Gene Ontology annotation, cellular component: membrane; voltage-gated calcium channel complex. Lineage: Eukaryota; Metazoa; Chordata; Actinopteri; Sciaenidae. Gene Ontology annotation, molecular function: high voltage-gated calcium channel activity. The transcript has 47 exons. Gene Ontology annotation, biological process: calcium ion import across plasma membrane. The coding region runs from base 22 to 6177 and encodes 2051 amino acids.
AGACAAGUACAAAGAGGACUCAUGGCUUUGUUCUUUGCUUUCUGUUCGCUUUGGCUUUUAUCUUUUUUGCUCUGUUUUCAUGACAUCUCUGUCACUGCUCUCUUCUCCCUCCUUCCUCCUCCCUCCAGGUUGUUCAGUGUGGUUCUGGAGAUGAUAACCAAAGAUGCUGACUCUGGUGGCCAGACUGGAGGCAAACCUGGGGGGUUUGAUGUCAAGGCCCUCCGAGCCUUUCGCGUACUACGACCCCUUCGCCUUGUCUCUGGAGUCCCCAGUUUACAGGUGGUUUUAAACUCCAUUAUUAAAGCCAUGGUUCCCUUGCUUCACAUCGCUCUGCUGGUCCUCUUCGUCAUUAUCAUCUAUGCCAUCAUCGGCCUGGAGCUCUUUAUUGGAAAAAUGCAUGCCACAUGCUACGUGAUUAAAACAGGUGCCCUUGUGGAAGAAGAGUCCACGCCGUGUGCGGUAUCAGGGCAUGGCCGUCAAUGCCUGCUCAAUGGCACAGUUUGCAGAGAGGGCUGGCAAGGCCCCAACAAUGGCAUCACCAACUUCGACAACUUUUUGUUUGCCAUGCUCACUGUGUUCCAGUGUAUCACCAUGGAGGGCUGGACUGAUGUCCUGUACUGGAUGAAUGAUGCAAUGGGCUUUGAGCUGCCGUGGGUCUACUUUGUCAGUCUGGUCAUCUUUGGAUCUUUCUUUGUUCUCAACUUGGUUUUGGGUGUGUUGAGUGGAGAGUUUUCCAAAGAGCGAGAGAAGGCCAAGGCUCGGGGAGAUUUCCAGAAGCUACGUGAAAAGCAGCAAUUAGAAGAAGAUCUGAAGGGUUACCUGGACUGGAUCACCCAGGCCGAGGACAUUGACCCUGAGAACGAGGAAGAGGGAGACGAGGAGGGAAAGCGUAACCCAAGCAUGCCCACGAGUGAGACAGAGUCAGUGAACACAGAGAAUCACAAUGGAGUGGAGGACAAAUCACCCUGCUGUGGACCGCUGUGUCAAAAAAUUACUAAGUCAAAGUGCAGUCGUCAGUGGCGACGGUGGAACCGUUUCUGCCGCCGGAAGUGUCGUGCAGCUGUGAAAUCUGUAACAUUUUAUUGGCUGGUCAUCAUCUUGGUGUUCCUUAACACUCUCACCAUUGCCUCUGAGCACUACAACCAGCCUGACUGGCUAACUGAAGUACAAGAUGUAGCCAAUAAAGUUCUGCUGGCAAUGUUCACCUUGGAGAUGCUAGUGAAGAUGUACAGUUUGGGGCUGCAGGCUUACUUUGUGUCCCUGUUUAACCGCUUUGACUGUUUCGUGGUGUGUGGAGGCAUCAUAGAGACAAUCCUGGUGGAGCUGGCCAUCAUGUCUCCACUGGGUAUCUCUGUUUUCCGUUGUGUACGACUCCUUAGGAUCUUCAAGGUCACACGUCAUUGGGCAUCUCUUAGUAACCUGGUGGCCUCUCUGCUCAACUCCAUGAAGUCCAUCGCCUCCCUGUUGCUGCUGCUCUUCCUCUUCAUCAUUAUCUUCUCCCUGCUUGGCAUGCAGCUUUUUGGGGGCAAAUUCAACUUUGAUGAGACUGUGACAAAAAGGAGCACAUUUGAUAACUUCCCCCAGGCCUUGCUCACUGUGUUCCAGAUCUUGACUGGAGAAGACUGGAAUACGGUGAUGUAUGAUGGCAUUAUGGCGUACGGUGGUCCGGCCUCCUCUGGAAUGGUGGUGUGCAUUUACUUCAUCAUUCUCUUCAUCUGUGGAAACUACAUCCUACUCAACGUCUUCUUGGCCAUUGCCGUAGACAACCUGGCAGACGCCGAGAGCCUGAACACAGCACAGAAGGAGGAAGAAGAGGCCAAAAAGAGGAAGAAUAGUGCCAAGGAUAUAAGCAUAGAUAAGAAAAAAGUUGAAAUUAUGGAAAGCAAGGAUGGAGAGACCAAGGUGCCAGCAGAGGGCUUGCUGGAGGAAGACAAAGAGUCGUAUCCUGCCAUCAACCCUCAAGAUGAUGAUGACAAUAAUGACGACCUCCCAGAAGUCCCCUCUGGGCCCCGCCCUCUGAGGAUGUCUGAACUCACCAUCAAAGAGAAAACUCCACCCAUCCCCGCAGGCAGCGCUUUCUUCAUCUUCAGCAGCACCAACCCGUUUCGUGUAUUCUGCCACAAGCUGAUCAACCAUCAGAUCUUUACCAACCUCAUCCUGGUCUUCAUCAUGCUCAGCUCCGUCUCUCUUGCUGCUGAGGACCCUAUACGCAAUUUUUCUGCCCGCAAUAUCAUACUUGGUUAUUUUGACUAUGCUUUCACCGCAAUCUUUACUGUUGAGAUCCUGUUGAAGAUCCUAGGCUAUGCAGACUAUGUCUUCACUAGUAUGUUUACAUUUGAGAUCCUUAUUAAGAUGACAGCGUUUGGAGCGUUCCUUCAUAAAGGAGCAUUCUGUAGAAACUACUUCAACCUUUUAGACCUGCUGGUCGUUGGUGUGUCUCUGGUCUCGUUUGGCAUCCAGUCUUCUGCUAUCUCUGUGGUGAAGAUUCUCCGAGUUUUGAGAGUCCUCCGUCCGCUCAGAGCCAUCAACAGAGCCAAAGGACUAAAGCACGUGGUCCAGUGUGUGUUUGUGGCCAUCAGGACUAUCGGCAACAUCAUGAUCGUCACCACUCUGCUACAAUUCAUGUUUGCUUGUAUUGGAGUGCAGCUCUUCAAGGGAAAAUUUUAUCGCUGCACUGAUGACGCUAAGUCCAGUCCAGAGGAGUGCAAAGGUACCUACAUUCUCUACAACAAUGGGGAUGCAGCGCUUCCCAUGGUGAAGGAGAGGAUCUGGUACAACAGUGACUUCAACUUUGACAACGUGCUCAUGGCCAUGAUGGCUCUUUUUACCGUCUCCACCUUUGAAGGAUGGCCUACGCUACUUUACAAGGCCAUUGACUCAAACAAAGAGAACAUGGGUCCCAUCUACAACUACCGCAUUGAGAUCUCCAUCUUCUUCAUCAUCUACAUCAUUAUAAUCGCCUUCUUCAUGAUGAACAUCUUUGUCGGUUUUGUUAUCGUCACCUUUCAGGAGCAGGGAGAGAAGGAGUACAAGAACUGUGAGCUGGACAAGAACCAGCGUCAGUGUGUGGAAUAUGCUCUUAAAGCUCGUCCACUGAGGCGAUACAUCCCCAAAAACCCCUACCAGUACAAGUUCUGGUAUGUGGUCAAUUCUACUGGCUUUGAGUACGUCAUGUUUGUCCUAAUCAUCCUCAACACCCUGUGUCUGGCCAUUCAGCACCAUGGUCAGUCUCAUCUGUUUAAUUAUGCCAUGGACAUUCUCAACAUGGUCUUCACUGGGGUUUUCACUGUGGAGAUGAUCCUCAAACUCAUCGCCUUCAAACCCAGAGGCUAUGUCGGGGACGCCUGGAAUGUCUUCGAUGCCCUGGUGGUGAUUGGCAGUGUAGUCGACAUCAUACUCAGCCAGAACUAUUUUGCUGAUGCAUGGAACACGUUUGAUGCCUUAAUUGUUGUGGGUAGCGUGGUUGACAUUGCCAUCACUGAAAUCAAUUCGGCAGCCAUUCCUGUCGUCAAGGUGAUAGUGGAGCCAGGGAACACGGAGGACAGUGCUCGCAUCUCAAUCACAUUCUUCCGCCUGUUCAGAGUGAUGCGAUUGGUCAAACUGCUGAGCAGGGGGGAGGGCAUCAGGACUCUGCUGUGGACCUUCAUCAAGUCCUUCCAGGCUCUUCCCUAUGUUGCACUCCUGAUAGCCAUGCUAUUCUUCAUCUAUGCUGUAAUUGGAAUGCAGGUGUUUGGAAAAAUAGCCAUGGUGGAUGGAACCCAAAUUAACCGCAACAACAACUUUCAAACCUUUCCUCAAGCCGUCCUAAUGCUUUUCAGGUGUGCCACAGGUGAGGCCUGGCAGGAGAUCAUGCUGGCCUGUCUUCCAGGGAAACUGUGUGAUUCAGAGUCGGAUUACAACCCCGGAGAGGAGAGAACCUGUGGCAGCGGCUUUGCUAUUAUCUACUUCAUCAGCUUCUAUAUGCUCUGUGCUUUCCUGAUCAUCAACCUAUUUGUAGCUGUCAUCAUGGAUAACUUUGACUAUCUCACCCGUGAUUGGUCCAUUCUUGGGCCUCAUCACCUGGAUGAGUUUAAAAGGAUCUGGUCCGAAUACGACCCUGAAGCCAAGGGCAGGAUAAAACACCUUGAUGUGGUGACUCUGCUGAGGAGGAUCCAGCCUCCACUUGGUUUUGGCAAGCUCUGCCCUCACAGGGUGGCCUGUAAGCGUCUGGUGGCAAUGAACAUGCCCCUGAACAGUGACGGGACUGUCAUGUUUAAUGCCACCUUGUUUGCUUUGGUCCGCACUGCUCUCAAGAUUAAGACUGAUGGUAACCUGGAGCAAGCCAACGAAGAGCUUCGAGCUGUGAUCAAGAAGAUCUGGAAGAGGACCAGUAUGAAACUGCUGGACCAAGUGGUUCCCCCUGCGGGCGAUGACGAGGUAACAGUGGGGAAGUUCUAUGCCACCUUCCUGAUACAGGACUACUUCAGGAAGUUCAAGAGGCGCAAAGAGCAAGGUCUUGUGGGGAGGCGCUCAUGGGAGAGACUAAACACUACAAUGGCUCUACAGGCCGGUCUGCGCACGCUGCAUGACAUUGGACCAGAGAUCCGUCGAGCCAUAUCAUGUGACCUGCAACAGGAGGGGCUAGUAGACCCAAAUGGAGAGGAAGAAGAGGAAAUCUACAGGCGCAAUGGUGGCCUUUUUGGAAACCAUGUCAACCAUGUCAACACAGAUCAACAAGGAUACUACCAUCCGACUACUGUCACCCAACGGCCACUACAGAUCCUGCCCUCAUCCUGCAGUGCCUCAAUUGAACCCACCCAAACAGGCAGGAGAGCCAGCGACGAUGACAGAGAAGGAGAGACAGAGAUGAACUCUUCACCCAUCCAGUAUAAUCAUCAUUAUCACACUCAUCAUCCGUAUAAUUAUUCUCACUGUAUUCCCACUUGCCAUCAUUCGCCAAUACCCUCCAAUGCCAACCUCAACAAUGCCAACGUGCCCUCACAUCUCUCCAUGACCAAUGGGAGGCAGCAGAAGUGUUUAAGUCGAGACCGUCCAUCUUCCACCAAAAAUGGAUCAUCAGUGUCCACAUACAGAAAAGGAGUACACGACAAGCUCUGGAAGUCACACUCCACAAGGACACGCUACUAUGAGGCCUACAUUAGGUCAGAAAGCGGCGGUGGAUUCUAUCCCACCAUUUGCAGAGAGGAGCCAGGUGGCAGGGACAGCGAUGACGAGCGAGGCUCAGGAGAGUACUACAGCGGGGAGGAAUUUCAUGAAGAUGAUAUCAUGCUCACAAGAGACAGGUUGUCCAACAACAGCCAGCAUGAUGCAGAAGGAGAGUUUGAUCUCGAGGUUUCCAGGGGCCACCACCAGCCUGAUGGUUACUAUGACGAUGACCAACAGCCGAUCUACCAAGAUGGCAGGCGGUCGCCAAGGAGAUGGUUUUUACCCUCACCUCAAGCCUCCCACAGACCAACAUUCAGUUUUGAGUGUCUUCGCAGAAGAAGUAGUCAGGAUGAGCCUCCUCACUCUCCAUCCUGCACAGCUCUUCCACUACACCUAGUGCAGCAACAGGUAAUGGCGGUGGCAGGUCUCGAUGCCAGCAGAAUUCACCACCUAUCUCCUGCACGGUCACUUCAUUCCUGGGCCACACCUCCUGCCUCACCCAGCAGUCGUGACUGCUCACCAUGCUAUACACCACUCAUACAGGUGGACUGGCGCAGUUCCGGCAGUGUCGGCAGCAUCCCUGCAGCAAUGAAGAGGAGCUCGUGGUAUACCGACAGCCAGGACGGUCCUUCCAGCCGCAGCCAAUCUCCGUCACGUCUGCAGUUACCUGCAGAGAGCUGCUCACACUUUCUGCAGAAGAGAGGAAGCGCCAACAGUUUAGUGGAGGCUGUGUUGAUCUCUGAAGGUCUCGGGAAAUACGCCAGGGACCCCAAGUUUGUGUCAGCGACCAAACACGAAAUCGCAGAUGCCUGUGAGAUGACCAUCGAUGAGAUGGACAGCGCCGCCAGUAACCUCCUGAAUGGCAGUAUGGAUCACGGUAACACAGGGGCAACGGAGAACGUCAGCUCGGAACCACAUGCCCCGCAUCUUAAAGAACGCAGUAUACGUGACUACAGCGAUGAGGAGCCAUACGUGGCUGUGAAAUGCGAGGAGGACCUAACAGACGAGAUGAUAUGCAUCACGUCGCUAUAGCAGCGGCUCACGCGGGAUUAUCUAGGUUUUUUCAAUUGAAUUUCUAACACUAUUUUACAGUGAGGGGAUGUCUGUGUUUAAGUGCAUCCUGCAAUAGACAAAAUAUGUAAAACAUGGAUGGAUAAGAGAACAAAGUGCCUUGUUUUCUCUUUCUGUGGAGUGGAGAAUUGAAAAGCAGAGAUACUUUCAGCAAAUAUUGAAACCAGAGGGAAUCAAUCAGGAUACUUUCCAGGGAUUGUUUUCUAUUUUCUUUAAUAUUAACAGUGGUUUGACGGAGCAGAAUAACAAAGCCAGCCCACAGCUCAGUGGAAGUUUCCAACAUGCACUGAGUAUCAAGUCAAACAUCUGAAAGCUUGAAGGGGUUGAUUAACAGUAAUGAUGUGAAAUGGAUGUGAAAUGAAGCAACAACUUUAAUUUGUGGGUACAUCCAUACUGAGUGAACAAUUGAACAGUGAACAAUCUGCAACAUCCUAACAUUGUGUAACUUUGUACAAACCAGACAUUCUUCACUCAUAUUUCACUAUGCCACACUCACAGAUCAUCUGUAUGAAACUUGUCUCGCAGAUUUAUUUCAGAUUUUGAAAACAUUUCACACACACACACACACACACACACACACACACACA